UGAACAGCCUGGCGUCCGUCUUGUUUCUUUCAUCUCUCUCUCUCUCUCUCUCUCACGAUCUCUUCCCGUCAACUACUCAGAUCAGCAUCGUUGCAAUCCUCUCUCUCUCUCUGGGUUUUUAGGCAAGGAUUUUGAAUUGGCAUCUGAUUUUGAACAGCAUGAAUUAUCUUCUCGGAGCUUUCAAGCCUGCUUGCGGCAUAUCAAUCACAUUUUCUGAUGAAAAAAAUCGUAAGAAGGUCCCAAUGAAGAAGGAAAAUGGUCAAACAAUACCGGUUCCACUCUUCCAAAGUCAAGAAAACAUUUCUGGGAAGAUAUCUAUAGAACCAUUUCAGGGGAAGAAGGUUGAACACAAUGGGAUUAAGAUUGAGCUCCUUGGUCAGAUAGAAAUGUAUUUUGACAGAGGCAACUUUUAUGACUUUACCUCCCUUGUUCGUGAAUUGGACAUCCCGGGUGAAAUAUAUGAAAGGAAGACGUAUCCCUUUGAGUUUUCGACGGUUGAAAUGCCAUAUGAAACAUACAAUGGGGUGAAUGUGCGGCUCAGGUAUGUCCUAAAAGUCACAAUCAACCGUGGCUAUGCUGGGAGCAUUGUGGAAUAUCAUGAUUUUAUGGUUCGGAAUUAUAGUCCUCCUCCGUCAAUUAAUAAUAGUAUUAAGAUGGAAGUUGGAAUUGAAGAUUGCCUUCACAUUGAAUUUGAGUACAACAAAAGCAAGUACCAUCUGAAAGAUGUUAUUAUAGGAAAGAUAUAUUUUCUUCUUGUAAGAAUUAAGUUAAAAAACAUGGAUCUUGAGAUCAGACGUCGAGAAUCCACAGGAUCAGGGGCCAACACCCACGUUGAGACAGAGACGCUUGCAAAGUUUGAGUUGAUGGAUGGGGCACCAGUCAGAGGUGAAUCGAUUCCAAUCAGACUAUUCCUUAGCCCCUAUGAAUUGACACCAACACAUCGCAAUAUCAACAACAAAUUCAGUGUGAAGUACUAUUUGAACCUUGUUCUUGUUGACGAAGAGGAUCGCCGGUAUUUUAAGCAGCAGGAAAUCACAUUAUACCGUCUUGCAGAAACUUCCUGAUUUUUCUUUACUCAAUUGGAGUCCCAUCCGCCAAAGAGUAAGACCACUAGGUUGCCUCAUGAGACCAUACAGUUAUCCAUGUUUAUGACAAUCUCAUAUCAACGACAUUUGUCAAGAGGCAGUGCAUUAGAUUAGUACUUAUCAGUGAUCUUCCCCUUUGAUACCGAAUAAUCAGAUUUGUAUAGAUGUGCUCUUUACAUAGAGGAUUUGUGCCAGGCGCUUGUUGGUGCUGGGAUACCAUUUGCAAACUGUUAAUUUAUUUUAACAUAGGAUACAAUGGCAGAGCAGCAUCAAAGGGCUUGAUAUGUUGUUGGUGUUGUAGGAUGCCGUUUUCUUGUUUGGUGGCUUUCCAAAUAGGUCGAGAUGGUUGGUUGGAAGUCUAGAAUAUACGUAGUUGACUCUUAUGUUGGGAUUAAAAGGCUUGUGAUUAUUUGUUUGUUGGCAUUAUUCUAGUUGUUUAUUGACAGCCAA
This is a messenger RNA of Diospyros lotus (date-plum), 1535 nucleotides long. Its product is annotated as vacuolar protein sorting-associated protein 26B. Gene Ontology annotation, cellular component: retromer complex; endosome. The record is from RefSeq and is a predicted model, not a curated record. The transcript is spliced from 12 exons. The coding region runs from base 159 to 1064 and encodes 301 amino acids. Gene Ontology annotation, biological process: intracellular protein transport; retrograde transport, endosome to Golgi. NCBI's taxonomy places the organism in Eukaryota, Viridiplantae, Streptophyta, Magnoliopsida, Ericales, Ebenaceae.